Molecule: messenger RNA, 3625 nt
Organism: Siniperca chuatsi (mandarin fish)
Lineage: Eukaryota; Metazoa; Chordata; Actinopteri; Centrarchiformes; Sinipercidae
Gene: sgk1
Product: serum/glucocorticoid regulated kinase 1
Exons: 14
Coding region: 475-2358 (627 amino acids)
Biological process (GO): protein phosphorylation
Molecular function (GO): protein serine/threonine kinase activity; ATP binding
Source: RefSeq, a predicted model, not a curated record
GUUCGCUGCAGAGCCUUUCAUUGAUAAAGUAGCGCUGGUGUGAGCCAGAGGACUGCAGCUGGACACAUCACACACGCCUCAUACACACACUGGGUUUUUGUUUACAGGCUGACAUCACUGCGGCAUCAAUGCAUUCACUCACAGUGCACUCCAAACAACUGCACCACUGAGGACACACACACACACACACACACACUAAUCACACAGGGACAUGCUCUUAUUGAAACGGACAUCAACAUCAUCAGCAGACUCUCCCUCCUCUUUUGGGUGUGUGGGCAUAGUUCAGUGACAAAAAGGGAAGGGACACCUGUAACUGAGGAGCAGGAGUUGGUGCCUCAGAUCUGGGACCAGUUUUCGGAGGAAUCCUCGGAUUAAAAAGCUGUUAAAGCUGCAGCGGAACCAGCCAACGCACCAGCACCAAGCCUGUCCGUCAUCCUGGGAUCUACGGAGGCAAGCGGCGUGCCGGUGUCGGCCAUGAAGCUGGUGAACGGGGGAGGAGGAGGAGGAGGAGGAGGAGGAUCUGGGGGAGGUGGAGGAGGUGCAGGAGUGGGAGGAGGGGGAGAGAAGACUGCCUUUUCCUUUAAGAAGUGCUCUGCUUUCCAGUUUGUCAAGAGAAAGGUACGAAGAUGGAUGAGGAACCCCAAGAUGAGCGUGGAGAAGACCCAAGGGAAAGGCCUCCUUUACUCCUGUCCAAGGUGUCCGCUGGCCGAGGACCUGUGGUACACACACUUCCCCUCGCCUUACGGCUGCUGUCACUACGGCGGCCUGCAGGGCGGCCAGUAUUACCACCAGGAGCCGUGCUCGCCAUGCCCUGCCAGCGGGCAAACCAGCGUCCAUGAUAAGAGCAAGGGCUGCAAGGUCAGGAAGUGGAAAAUGCUGUCUCGCCAUCAUGGCGACGGUGCAGGCAAGCAGAAGGAAGCAGAGUCAGACAUCCACCUAGGGGGCUGUCAGUCCUGGGGGAUCCAUGCCUCGCCUCUCCUGGCCAGCCCUGUCAUGCUGGAGUGCUCCAUCUGCAGUGGGCCCUACAUCAGCUACACCCUAGAGGAUACCUGGCAGCCACGUCAACGCACACAGGCGAUGGACCUGUACUACCACAAUGAGUCAGACCCAGACAGUUACUGUUGCCCUGGCGACAACACUUUUAUGAAACAGAGGAGGAUGGGUCUGAACGACUUCAUUCAGAGGCUUGCCACAAACUCCUACGCCUGCAAGCAUCCUGAAGUUCAUUCUAUUUUGAACUUGAGUCCUCCUCAAGAUGCUGAGCUCAUGAACACAAACCCCUCUCCCCCUCCUAGUCCAUCCCAGCAGAUCAACCUCGGUCCAUCCUCCAACCCCUCAGCCAAACCCAGUGACUUCCACUUCCUCAAGGUAAUCGGCAAGGGCAGCUUCGGCAAGGUCCUGCUCGCACGCCAUCGCACAGAUGACCAGUUUUACGCAGUCAAAGUCUUACAGAAAAAGGCCAUCCUCAAGAAGAAGGAGGAGAAACACAUCAUGUCAGAGAGGAAUGUGCUGCUAAAGAAUGUCAAGCACCCGUUUUUGGUGGGCCUGCACUACUCUUUCCAAACAGCGGACAAACUCUACUUCAUCUUGGACUACAUCAAUGGAGGAGAGUUGUUCUACCACCUACAGAGAGAACGCUGCUUCCUUGAGCCCAGAGCCAGAUUCUACGCAGCAGAGAUUGCCAGCGCACUGGGCUACCUCCACUCCCUCAACAUUGUCUACAGAGACCUGAAGCCAGAGAACAUCCUGCUGGACUCACAGGGACACAUCAUUCUUACAGAUUUCGGCCUGUGCAAGGAGAACAUUGAACCCAACGGGACCACGUCGACUUUCUGCGGUACGCCAGAGUAUUUAGCUCCUGAGGUUCUACACAAGCAACCGUAUGACAGGACAGUAGACUGGUGGUGCUUAGGAGCUGUUCUCUAUGAGAUGCUCUAUGGCCUGCCUCCAUUCUACAGCCGUAACACAGCGGAGAUGUACGACAACAUCCUGAACAAGCCGCUGCAGCUGAAACCCAACAUUUCCAAUGCAGCCAGGCACCUGCUGGAGGGCCUGCUGCAGAAGGACCGAACCAAGAGGCUGGGCUGCACAGAGGACUUUAUUGAAAUUAAGAACCACAUAUUCUUCUCCCCCAUCAACUGGGAUGACCUCAAUGCCAAGAAGAUCACGCCUCCCUUCAACCCCAACGUGACGGGACCCAACGACCUGCGGCACUUUGAUCCAGAGUUCACAGAUGAGCCGGUGCCCAGCUCCAUUGGCUGUUCCCCAGACAGCGCGCUCGUCACGGCCAGCAUCAAAGAGGCUUCCGAGGCCUUCGUGGGCUUCUCCUAUGCCCCAUCUAUGGACUCCUACCUAUAGGAUUUAAACACAGGCACUCAAUAUGGGCACCAAUUCACACUCAUCGGACAUGAACUGUGGGGUGUCCUUGGACUUGCAUCUUGACCCCGACUUACAUUUCCCAUCAGGAUGAUGGAUGUUUCCGAACCAACCCCUGCAACAACUGCAAAUAAUUUACACAUGUGUACUUGCCAUAAUCUGCUCUUGCUACAAGAGGAUGCCUGCCAUAAUUAAAUGAUUCAUUGGGGUUGUAAUCCUCCAUCUUACCCUGAUUUAUCAACGCACAAUUUCUUCAACCUUCCACAACAAACACCAACACUCUGCAGCCUUCAAUUGUCCAUCUCUUACCCGAUAGUGGAGGUCCUUUGCACAUAGACCAGGCAGCUUAAAGGCCCACCUCAACCCUGAAGCCACAACCGACAAGCACACGCACCAAUUUCCACCUUUUCUCAAAAGAGGAAGGCUGGACCGUACUGUACCAGCCCUAAAAAGGAUUUCCAUCUUCAUCUCUGUAGCGAGACAUCUUCUCUCUUUUGAGAUUCUGUCUAACCACCCACAGGGACCUGUUGAGUUUGAAUGAGUAGCUUGGAGAUGACGUUCAUUUUGGUGCUUUAGUUUCUUCUCAUUUGCUUUCUGUGUGUUUGAAAAGGGAGUCAUUUGAAGCUGAAUGUUACAGAGGGGGAUCUUUUAUUAUUUUUUUCUCUCAAAUGUGCCUUUAUUUUUUUUCUCUCCAUCAGAACAUCUUUUGGGUUUGUCUGUGUCAACCUUAACGUCACAGCGUUUCGUCCGCUCCACACCUGCCCGCAGGUGGGAGGAACGAUGUAGCACUAAAUUAAGACACCUGUUCUGUCUUUAACGCGUGAGACGCAGGAACUCAGAGGAUGUUUCAUAACUUCAUUUGCACAUAAAACAAUAACGGUAAUGCUGAUAGAGAGAGAGAGAGAAAGAGAGAGCACUGCUGCUAGGUGAGAACGAGAGUGAUGUGUUCAGAUGUGUUUGUGUAGUUCUGCUUGCCAACUGUGUCCCCCUCAUUUAGUCUUCCUCACAAUAAUGUAACGACAACAAUGAAACUGAACAUUCCAUUUUAAUAUUGCUAUAAUGCAGUUUGACGGUAUUUAAGUUUGUAUAUUUGGAGUCAUGUGUACUAGUUUUAAUGUAUAUUGAACAAAAAAUGACUAAAGGUAUGCUUAAAUAUGUAUGUAACAAUUCAUGUUAAAUGUACUGUAAAUUGUAAAAUUGUUUAAGAUUUAUGUGACCAUGUUUGGUUUGCAAUAAAAGUUUAACUUUA